Blastocystis hominis is the source of this 504-nucleotide messenger RNA. RefSeq lists its product as hypothetical. The transcript has 3 exons. Bases 1 to 504 code for a protein of 167 amino acids. The record is from RefSeq and is a predicted model, not a curated record. Gene Ontology annotation, cellular component: nucleus. Lineage: Eukaryota; Bigyra; Opalinata; Blastocystidae. Gene Ontology annotation, molecular function: protein binding.
AUGAAUCUCCAUCAGCCGAUGAACAGCUAUAUUCUGAUAGUCAAAAUGAUCUACGAGAUCUGCACACACAAAGCAGAAAAAUCCAUGGUAGACGGAGUCGUUACCGGCGACUACACCGACAUCAUCGAUCUUUGCGAUAAUAUCGACAUCAUUCAGCCCUCCAUGCUCUCCAGCUACGAGCAGAUCGCCACUCUGCUCCACUCCAUCGUCCAAUCGGAGCCCUGGUACUCCGACUCCCUCUGCCCGCUUUCCACAAUCACUUCCUGCAUUGGAAAGCUCUACAGCAAUCGCUUCGCCGUGACCACCAUCGAUCUCUCCGCCCCUCUGGGCCGCUCCUUCACCCAGGAGACGGCCAUCGCUCUCUACCCGCUUCUCUCUCUCGCCAAUCAUCGCUGCACUCCCAACGCCACCGUCGUCUUCGACGGGCUCAAAGCCACGCUCCGCGCCCUCCAGCCCAUCCACAAAGGCGAGGAGAUCACCGUGCUCUCAAAGAACGAAUUCUGA